AGUCGCACCACCGCACCAACCAAACCAAGCCAAGCGAAAGAAAUGACGGCCAUCUCCUCCACCGCCUACUUCUCCUCGCAGCCGCAGCUUCCCGCGUCCACCACGAAUCCUAGCAGCAGCAGCGGCGGAGUGGUGAGGACGAGGAGCCUGACGGAGGAGGACCUUGAGGAGCUCAAGGGCUGCCUCGACCUCGGGUUCGGGUUCGCGUACAGUGAGAUCCCCGAGCUCUGCGGGACGCUGCCCGCGCUUGAGCUCUGCUACUCCAUGACCCGGAGGUUCCUCGAUGAGCAGAGGGCGCCGGGGCAGGAGCAGGAGCCCGCGGCGCCGCCCCUCCCCAACUGGAGGAUAUCUGGCCCUGGUGAUGAUCCAGAGGAAGUGAAGGCUAGGCUGAAGUACUGGGCUCAGGCAGUAGCAUGCACGGUCAAACUCUGCAGCUAAUGGAGGCUGGCUCUCUGCUGAUUCAUCACAUAAUUAAUGUGUAUGCUAUGACGGGCUGAACUGAAAGUUGGUUGGUGGUUGAAGAAUCUGCUUAUAUGGGUUUGGGAUGUGAUGGGCAAAUACUCCUCCGGAGGUGCUUCUGCUUCGUGGCAUCGAGGCAACACAGGUGAUCUCUGCUUUUGAAAAACUAUGGAUGGGGGAGACUCAUGACUGCAGGAAAGCAAGAAAACUCGAGGUGAUCCAUGCUCUGGGCUUCUAUGAAAGAAUUCAGAAGCUUGUCAUUCCUUAGGGUGGUCUGCAUAAUGCAGCGUUUGCAAAUGCAAGGCCUUCUAGUUCUUUUUUCUCUUCUUUGCAAUGAUCACUAGGUGCUCUAAUUGUUGUACACCUGUAAUGUACUGGGUGGAGUUUGGCUACUAAUCCAUGGGUUGAUUAGUUCCAAACUUCCAAUAUUGUUUUGUUCUGUGC
Molecule: messenger RNA, 903 nt
Organism: Phragmites australis (common reed)
Lineage: Eukaryota; Viridiplantae; Streptophyta; Magnoliopsida; Poales; Poaceae
Exons: 2
Coding region: 43-438 (131 amino acids)
Source: RefSeq, a predicted model, not a curated record